GUUGUUUCUUGCAGCUGAUUAUCCAAGGAUUUAAAGAAGGGUAAUAUACGUGAUUUUGGGAAGAGAAAGCGUCUUACAGACACCUGCUGAGGAUCAUUGCUACACUAAUUCAACCAUUAAUGAAUUUACUGAUCUCUGCCCGACUAACAGUCGCAUACAAUACCUACUUAGAAUGGAAAAAGAAGAAAGUACCUUUGAGUUCCUAGAUCAUCUUUGUUACGUGAGUGAACAUAUCGGGUUUUUUGGAUCCAUCAAAAAUACUUGUGCUGAUUUUGUUGUAACAGAGAUUGAUCUCUCUGGCCGCUUGGUUACUGAAGCUUAUCACAGAGAGGCUGAAGAUGCGAUAAUAAAUACUAAUGACAAGAAAAAGGCUCAUCAAGAACAACUAAAAAAACAACCGGUUACCUCAAAGGACAUUGAUCAUGAAGUUCAUGCUGGGUUUUCUGGAUAUGUCAACAUCAUGUCAGAUGCAUCAAGUGAAGAAAUAAAGGAUUUCUCAGUGGAAGAGCUUAUUCAAGAAUGUGAUGCAGACUCUUGCAAUUUGCUAAACCCUCUGUUGGAUGCAGCCAUGCAGAAGUCUUUAAACCAAUUUGCAGCUUUGAUAAAAUCAAGAUGGAAAUCACAAACAUCUGAAGAUUAUCAACAAGAACUUUCCCUUGGCUUGUUUCCUGACAAGAAUGAAAGAGCAAAAAUCCACAGUGUUGUGCGACAAACGUUCCCAUUUCUCCUGACAAUUACUAAAAGUACAGAACUUCUUGUCAAACCAAACUUGGAUUACAAAGAGCUGUGCCAGCUAACAUCUGAAGAGGAGGCGGAUGAAUUCUUUACAUUCUUAGAUGCAAAAGUUGAAAAUUCCAGGUUUACGUUUCAUCCUGAUGCCUGUAAGGAGCACAGGACCUCUGUGCAUCAUUUUGUCAGUAAGAAAUUUGGAAAACUAUUGGAAACUAAAUCGUUUUCAGAGAAAGACCCUAAUGGACAGCAAAAGGCAGCCAUAACGGUUAGAUUUAGAGAUAGAGCAGGCACUUCAAGAAAGAGGCACAGAACAGAGGAUAUUGACAAACACAGUGUAUACACCGCAUUUAGCCUUACGAAAGAGAACCUGGAAACCAUGGAAGCCAUCAGCUGUAUGUCUUCGUUACUUGGAAUACUUCCUUCAGAUUUCUCUUACGCAGGAAUCAAAGACAAAAAAGCUGUUACUCACCAAGCCAUGGUUGUAAAGAAGGUGACCCCAGAGAGCUUGCAACAGAUUGGAAGUUCAAUUGAAAGAAAAGGAAUGAAACUGUAUAAUAUACGGUCUACGAACCAACACUUGCGGCUUGGUCAGUUGACUGGAAAUCAUUUCAGUAUUGCUGUCAGGGAUGUUAAACAUCACAGUGAUGAUGACGCUUCAGCAGAUAUUGAAAAGAGAAUUGAGGAGGCCAUUUGCAAUGUUAAGAUGAAAGGUUUUAUAAACUACUAUGGACCCCAGAGAUUUGGAAAGGGUCACUCUCAUGAGAUUGGACUAGCAUUGCUGAAAGAUGAAAUGGAGAAGGCUGUGAAGUUGUUGUUCACACCAGGUGACACCGAAGAUGCUGUAAAUAAGGCUAAACAAUAUUUCCUUCAGACAGGAGAUCCCAAAGGAAGUCUCACAUUAAUGCCUGAUUACAAGGUCCGUGAAAGAAUGCUGCUCCGUGCACUCAAUCGCUAUGGAAUGAAUGAGGAGGGAUUUGUACGAGGGUGGUUUAGCAUCCCACAUUCAAUGCGAAUCUUUUACACGCAUGCCUAUUGCAGUAAGGUGUGGAACGAGGCAGCCUCUUACAGGUUUUUGUCCUAUGGCUCUAAAGCGGUGGAGGGGGACUUAGUUCUGUGCGAUCAAAGGACUGAUGAAAAGACUUUGCUCAGCGAUAGAGUCCAUGUAGUUACUGCAGCAGAAGAGAAUGAAAAUGUAUAUACAAUAAAACAAGUAGUUCUCCCAAUGCCUGGACACAGCAUUAAGUAUCCUACAAAUAAAGUUGGACAGUGGUACCGUGAAGCUCUUGCCAGGGAUGGGUUACAGACCUGUCAAUUUCGAAUUGGUUCCUUGCAGUUGAAUCUUCCUGGGUGCUACAGGCACAUAUUAAAACAUCCCCACAAACUAUCAUAUGCGUUACACCAAGAAAAGGAAAAUAAGACAGAAAAUGAAGAUCAGGACUCACCGAAACAGUUUUUAAAAUUGACAUUUGAACUUGAUUCUUCCUGCUAUGCAACUGUUUGUCUUAAGGAGAUAAUGAAAUGUAAAUUUUAACUUACCUUCUUGAACUGCUUUAGUAAUAAAGAAACAGUAUCAAUAAA
Molecule: messenger RNA, 2310 nt
Organism: Spea bombifrons (plains spadefoot toad)
Lineage: Eukaryota; Metazoa; Chordata; Amphibia; Anura; Pelobatidae
Gene: PUS7L
Product: pseudouridine synthase 7 like
Exons: 9
Coding region: 173-2263 (696 amino acids)
Biological process (GO): pseudouridine synthesis
Cellular component (GO): nucleus
Molecular function (GO): pseudouridine synthase activity; RNA binding
Source: RefSeq, a predicted model, not a curated record